AUGUCUUUCCCGGAGACGCCUCCGUCACCAACUGCCGCGAGGUCUGCGGAGGGCAUACGUCAUUUCAGGAGUCCAGGAACCUUUGACCCAGCCAAAGAGGAGUGGAACCUCUGUCACGUGAGGUUCGAAGCUGCCUUGCGUGUGGCCAGGAUUUCUGACGACCAAGACAAGAGCAGCCUACUUAUAUCUUCAUUGAGUCCAGAAGUCUUCAAGCGACUAUACCCCUCGUUGGAGCCACGCAACAUUGCCCAGGUCCCCUUCACCGAGCUUCUCAAGAAGAUGUCAGAACAUUUGUCGGAGAAAGAGCGUUCAUCCGUUGGACUACGAGACGAACGACUCCGGACACGGCUUGUGCUUGAAAAGGACCUUAACUUGGAUUCUGCGCUCCUGUUGGCGGAAAGUUGUUUGGCAGCGGCAACUGAAUCUCAACAGCUGUGCUCAAAGUACGCCGUGCACCUGCUGAGCCCUGACCGAAACAUUCGAUGCUUUCGAUGUGGAAACACCAACCAUGGCGCAGACGACUGCCGAUUCCGAUCCGAAGACUGCCAUUCUUGCGGCAAGAAGUGCCACAUAGCGAAGAUGUGCCGCAGUAGCAGCUCCUCAGCGAUGUCAUCAGCCCCGUCCAGAAGGGGAAGGCGCUCUCGCAAGGUCAAGCUCGUCACUGAUGUUUACAUAGCGGAAGAACACGAUGGACAGUUUGUGACUUGCCGGAUCGAAGGAAAAUAUGUCCUGCUUCAAGUGGACACAGGAUCUCGCGCAACCCUACCUGAUGAGCGGACUUUUCUCAAACUAGGAUGUCCUAAGUUAAGUCCUCCAAGAUACCAACUCCGUUGCUUCAACAAGGCCGACAUUGGGCUGCGCGGACAGACACAUCUUCAAGUAUGCUUGGGAGAACACAGCGAGAAGUUGGAAGUUCUGUUCACAAGAACUGAACACACAAAUCUUCUAGGGAGGGACUGGAUUCGAGCGCUUCGCAUCGACAUGAAUUCGCUCUUUGUUGGAAGUGUAGGCGCCGAGGAACCGUCUCUGACCGAGACCCUAGAGAAGUAUCAAGAUUUGUUUCGUCCAGAUUUGGGAAGGCAAGCCGUUGAGAAGGAUCUGCAGAGGCAAGUUCACAAUGGAGUACAGCAACCAGUUGAGGUCUCGGAAUGGGCGACGCCUAUCGUUGUGGUGCCGAAACCAAAUGGAGCCGUAAGGGUAUGUGGCGACUUCAGCGUUACCGUCAACCCGCAACUGGCGAUUACGCAGUAUCCACUGCCACGACCGGAAGAGCUACUGGCAGUCCUCAACGGUGGUCAGAAGUUUACAAAGCUAGAUCUGUCUGAGGCCUAUCUACAAAUGGAACUUGAUGAAGAGGCCAAGAAGUUGCUCGUCAUCAACACACACCAGGGCCUGUUCCAGUUCAACAGGAUGAUGUCCUUUGGUAUCGCCUCAGCACCAGCUGUUUUCCAACGCACGAUGGAACAGGUCAUUGCUGGACUGUCAUCGGUAGCUUGCUAUCUUGACGACAUUAUCGUCACCGGAAGAAAUGACGCAGAGCACCUCACAAACUUGGACAAGGUUUUCACUCGACCACAGGAAUUCGGCUUCACUUUGAAGAGAGAGAAGUGUGCGUUCCUCCAGCCGCAGGUGGAGUACUUAGGUCAUGUUGUGGAUGCCGAGGGUUUUAGACCAUCACCCAAGAAGGUUUCAACAAUUCUCAAUAUGCCUCCACCCACUCAGGUGUCGGAGUUGCGUUCAUUUCUAGGAAUGGUCCAGCAUUGCGGCAAGUAUUUGAAGAGCUUGUCAUAUGUUUGCGCACCGAUGAAUGACUUGUUAAAGAAAGGUAUGGCGUGGAAGUGGUCAGCCGCAUGUGUAGAAGCUUUCGAGACUGUCAACAGAAUGUUGACAUCCGCCGAGAUCUUGACUCACUACGAUCCGGCGAAGCCCAUCUUCUUAGCGGUUGAUGCUUCUUCAAAAGGACUCGGCGCAGUCAUCUAUCACCGUAUCAAUGGCAAAGACAGACCGGUAGCUCACGCAUCAAAGACACUCACGUCGGCAGAGACGAAGUACGCUCAGGUAGAGCGAGAGGCACUUACCAUCAUCUUUGGUGUGAGAAAAUUCCAUCAAUACCUAUGGGGAAGGAGGUUUGUCCUCUACACCGACCAUAAGCCCUUGACCACCAUUUUCGGGCCAAGAAAAGGGAUACCAGUCUCAACAGCGAGUCGUCUACAGCGCUGGGCACUUAUUUUGAUGAGCUACACCUACGAUAUCGAAUUCAAAUGA
Molecule: messenger RNA, 2265 nt
Organism: Ornithodoros turicata
Lineage: Eukaryota; Metazoa; Arthropoda; Arachnida; Ixodida; Argasidae
Exons: 4
Coding region: 1-2265 (754 amino acids)
Molecular function (GO): nucleic acid binding; zinc ion binding
Source: RefSeq, a predicted model, not a curated record